AUGCCUGACAGCAUUCGUACUCCCCACUCCACACGCCUUGCACUCUCCCUUCCGCAACCCCUUCUUUGUCUUUCCCCCACCUCUCUCCUCGUCCCCCCUCUUCCCCCCUCUUCCCCCCGCCCGCACGCCUCCCCCUCCCUCCUCCCCCCCACCCUCCCUUCCCCACUCCACCCUCUCCCCAUCUUUUGUUUUCGCUCCCAGCCGCGCUCUGGUACUCGUUAUAGCGCCACCCGCUAUAGUGAUUCUGACGGCCGUUACAGCAUGGAUGGUGACAGCGGGAAGGGCUUCACGGGUAAUGGCAGCGCUGAUGGGCAGGGGUUUGAGCUGCCGAAUUCGCCGUCCAGGUUCGAUGCAUCUGUGGCGUGGCGCCACACGCUGUACCGCACGGCUGACUCGUGCUGGAGCCAGCAGGAGCGACACCUGUACCACACGGCCAAUCCGUCCCUUCCGUCAGCAGUGUUCAGAGCUGCUGUGGAGGAGUUUGAAGCGAUGCAGAGGGAGUGUGUGGGGUUUCGAGGAGUGGACAGCUGGCAAUGGGUCAAAGACAGGGCCACAUGGAACAAGACCAUCCCUCGAUACGGCCGCGACAGGAAGAGAUGCCGCUACAUUGCAAUUCGUGACCUGGACAGGGGUCUGGGCAACAGGAUCACAUCAUACGUCGUCUCGUUCAUCUUGGGUCUUCUCACCAACCGAGCCAUCAUCGCACCACCACCUGCCUUCCUCACUCACCGCUUCUGCAACCCCUUCGCGCACGCCAACACCUCCUGGACCGUUGAACUCUUCACACAGCGGCUGUUGUGGUCAACAGUGCUGCACCAGCCCAAGCUGAACGUGAGUGCCCUGGCCAGGGAGAUGAACUCGCUGCGCCAUGGGGUGCUGGAGGACUUGAGGAGCAGCGUGCAAGAGGAUGGCACUGUUUUCCUGGACUUGAAACACAGGGUGCAGGCGGAGUUCUGCGACCAGCUGUGGGACGUCAUGGGGGAGGCGACCUUCUGGUACACCAGCACUGACGCCUACUUCAUUCCCUCCCUCUACUACAUCCCCUCCUUCGCCGCACGCCUCAACCAACUUUUCCCAGACGGCCGUGUGUUCACACACGUGGCUCGCUACCUGCUGCACCCAGACAACCAACUGUGGGACGAAAUCACGGCCGCUUUUCAUACCAACCUCGCCCCAUUCUCCCACCGCCUGGGCAUUCAGAUCCGUUCGCUGCAUGCAAGCGACCUGCCAGUGGCGCAUCGUGUGCUCGACUGUGCUAUCAACAUCUCACACUACCUGCCGCCCACCGCCCCACUUGCACCUAACGCAUCAUGGGCGGAAGCACACGAGUUGCCAUACGAGAAGGUGGGGGUGUUUGUGUCGUCUCUCAACAUGCGGCACUUGGUGGAUAUGCAGCACCACUACCAGCACCGCCAUGUGCUGGCCAGCACCCGUGUUGACUUCUGGACGCUGACCAAUGAGGAGGCAGGGAAUCACGAGGAGGGGCAGAUGGAAUCAGCAGUCUUGGACAUGUGGCUUCUGAGCUUCUGCGACCGCCUGCUCAUAACGCACCUCUGCACGUUUGGCAGCACGGCAGCGGGGCUGGGGGGCAUGGACUGGCAAAAUGCAGCGCUCGCUGUCCGCCACCUCACUGUAACCCCACUCGCCUUCCCCCCGAGAAUGUGUCCCCACCUCCCUCCCAGCGACCGGCUGCUCAUAACGGACCUCUCCACGUUUGGCAGCACGGCAGCAGGGCUGGCGGGCAUGAACAGCUUCUCCAUGGCCGUCACAGUGCAGCGCAGCAUGGGCAUUGACUGGCGCAACUCCUCUAGCCCCACGUGCCAGCCGGUCUCCUCCGAGCCCUCAUGUCAGGGGCUGUCCAUGAGUGAGCCUCAUUUGAAAAGUGGAACCCCUCACCAGGCAGUGCCACAUGGGUGCCGUUAUCCAAUGCUCUACUUUCCUCAUCCGUUCUACUGGUCCCCCCACUUCAAGUUUUCCUGUCUGACCACAUAUUUGGCGUCCUUUCAUGAUGAGCUAUGCCUAUGCCAGUGA
This is a messenger RNA of Closterium sp. Naga37s-1, 2031 nucleotides long. The record is from the annotation of a GenBank genome assembly. Lineage: Eukaryota; Viridiplantae; Streptophyta; Zygnematophyceae; Desmidiales; Closteriaceae.